AUGUGGUCGGCGCCCUUCGCCGCGCGUCGGCUCAGGGCGGUCGCCGCUUCCAUCAUUCCGAGGCCCCGCCUCACCCGAGGGAAAACUAUGGCGAAGAGCAAGUUCGAGUACGUGCGGGCUUUCGAGGCGGACGACACCUGCCUGCCCCACUGCUGGGUGGUGAUUCGGCUGGACGGCAGGAACUUCCACCGGUUUGCCGAUCAGCACAGUUUUGCCAAGCCCAACGAUGAUCGUGCUCUGCACCUGAUGAACAAGUGUGCCCAGGUUGUAAUGCAAGAACUGGAGGAUAUCGUGAUUGCGUAUGGGCAAAGUGAUGAGUACAGCUUCGUUUUCAAGAAGACGAGUAACUGGUUUAAAAGAAGAGCCAGUAAGUUCAUGACUCAUGUGGCCUCCCAGUUUGCCUCCAGCUAUGUCUUUUAUUGGAAGGAUUACUUUAAGGACCAGCCCCUUCUGUAUCCCCCAGGCUUUGAUGGAAGAGUUGUGCUAUAUCCUAGCAACCAGCACUUGAAAGACUAUCUCAGCUGGCGACAAGCAGAUUGUCACAUUAAUAAUCUUUAUAAUACAGUUUUUUGGAUGCUUGUACAGCGAUCUGGGUUGACACCAGUUCAAGCUCAAGAGAGAUUAAAGGGAACCCUCGCUGCGGACAAGAAUGAGAUUUUGUUUUCCGAAUUUAACAUCAACUACAAUAAUGAGCCCCCGAUGUACAGAAAGGGAACCGUGUUAAUAUGGCAAAAGGUCAGUGAAGUCACAACCAAAGAAACCAAGCAACCAGAGGACAAAGAAGAGCAAAGAGUGGAAGUGACUCGGACAAGGACGAAAGUUGUCCCAUUGCACUGUGAUAUCAUCGGGGAUGCCUUCUGGAAAGAGCACCAGGAGAUUCUUGCUGACGACAGCUGACCGUCCAUCCGCCCUUUCGUCGCUGGUACGCUUAACUGUUCCCGUCCAGGCUCCUCUUUCUUUUUGAUGCAAAACUCUUUUAGAAAUGGAGCGUAAUUCUGCUGCCGGGGACCCGACUCGUUUCUUUGUGGGCGGUUGCAAGAGGGUAGGUUGGGGAGGUGUCGGAAGAAGAGCGCCUUGCCUUGGCUGUGGGUUUGUGCAAAUAAAAAAGCGUGUUGCUAUUUUUACAAACCAAGAAAUAUUUCUG
Messenger RNA from Tachyglossus aculeatus (Australian echidna), 1144 nucleotides. RefSeq names its product tRNA-histidine guanylyltransferase 1 like (gene THG1L). Gene Ontology annotation, molecular function: magnesium ion binding; tRNA guanylyltransferase activity. The coding region runs from base 1 to 897 and encodes 298 amino acids. The transcript is spliced from 6 exons. The record is from RefSeq and is a predicted model, not a curated record. Gene Ontology annotation, biological process: tRNA modification. Lineage: Eukaryota; Metazoa; Chordata; Mammalia; Monotremata; Tachyglossidae.